AAGGGUGGUGGGGUCGGGUGGUUAUGCUUCUAUUAUUCUACUUAAGUGUGUGUGAGGGGUUGUGUCAGUGUUACUUGCAUGGAUUCUCUUACACUUCUUGUAUUGCCUUGGUGGUGAGAGAGGUUGGGUGUGGCCAGCAGGCUUGUAUUCUGUUUUUAAUGUAUUGGACAUUUUCCAAAGUGGUCCUAGAAUGUAGGUAUGGAAGUCUUCCCCCUAGCUUCUCCCAUAAAUCAAUAAACCCCUAAUAGUGCUCUGCAGGGCAAAAUGUUCCUCACUUCAAAAUGCCCCCAUCCCCAAAUGAGUGUUGUUGUUUUUAAAAAAAUACAAUUUGGCUUCUCACCGUUGAUACCAAAGAAGACCUUUUUCCCUAUGGCUUUUAGCCAGUCUCUCUCUCUCUCUCUCUCUCUCUCUCUCUCUCUCUCUGUGUGUGUGUGUGUGUGUUAGAGAGAGAGAGAAACUCAUUCUGAUCAUGGUGGGUGAAUGAUGAGAGAAGUAUUCCCUCAUCCUGUGUACCACCUCCUUCUAAGAAUUGCCUCUUCCCCCACCCCGACCCAUGCCCACCCACCUAUAAUUUUAAACAGAAAAAAUAAGAUGUGUAAAAUGACUGGUUUAGCCCUUAUUGAGUUUCUUUCCUAUGUCUGAAAAGGUAGACCCUGUGAAGGCAUGAAAGAAGGGAAGUAGGUCAACAGUGCCAGGUGUGAUUAUAAUAGGCAGUUGGUGAAGGUGGCUCCCUGUUUGACACUUAAUCCACAAAACAAGAAGCAAUAUAGAAUAACAGCAACCGUUGUGCAAUGUCCAUCAGACUCAGCACCCCGUCAUCAUUGGGAACCAUUGCUUGACAGCUGCUUUCUUAAGGCUUUUCUUCAUUGCACACCACAUGCCUAGGAGAAACUGCACAUUUAGCUCCUUGUGCGCUGAUGAUGGAAGUGGUACCGUUUUCUGGUAGUUUUCUGGUCUUCCUAGUAGUUGCAAGACACUUCCUUUCCUUUUGUUGGGUGCAGAAUUGCCCACUCUAAGGCUGAUGUCUUCUCUUUGUCUGUUGAAAAGAAUUCUUUCACUCAUUUAUCUAUCGUUUUAUGUCAAAUGAUGUGAAUAUACGGUAGUCAGAUGGCUAAUAUGCAGGGCUGGUCCAAAACACUUUGCGGCCUGAGGCCACUGCUCCCAUUCCUUGUACAGAAACCAACCAGCUGGGGAGUUGAGCCUUAUUUCAGUACUGGAGAUGGAGACUAGCUUACACCCCACUCUGCAAUCCAACACUUUGCCACACCCCCUGCCCUCGUCAUCUACUGCCUGAGACAGCCACCUCACUUCACCUAAUGGCUGGACUGGCCUUGCUAAUAUGACCAUAAAGGGGACAAUUGGGGUAAUUUGGAAGUUGCCAACUUAGUGGCCCUUGGUGCCAUGGUGCCCAGGAAGCCUUCAUUGGCACCUUCAGGCAGAAGCCCCAGAUUCUGAGUUUUCUUGUUUUAAAAAGUAGGUCUCUAGCCCUCCUAGAAAAAGGGUCAUGAAACAAAACGUGCAGGUACUCUUCCAAGCAAUUUCUGUGAAAUGUAGCAGCCCAGCUCCUCUCACCUGUCCGUGUUUUUAACCAAUGAGUGAAGUCACAGCUGUGAUUGAUAAGUGAGUUGUUUGGACAUCGGGGAAUAGGAAUCCCUGGGGUUCUAAAGAGUUGUUUUCCUCUCUUUAUUGCAUUUCCCCUGCUUCUUUCUUACUUCCUAUUCCUUGGAUCCACCUGUUUUGUUUUGCUGCCUGAUAUGGAGCAGGUGGCGUCAGCUUCUUGACAAGCCUUUUUUAAAAAAGUGUGUUGAGGUAGUGGAAGAAGCACAGGAAACCUUCAUUUUGCUGCCUUCUGGCCAUGUGGAACACUGGGCAGACAGCUGCUUGAGGAACUUUUGGAAAAUGUUGAGGUGAGGAAACAAAUGCAGGAACCUUCCCACUCAUGCUGUGUUUUGUUUUGCUACCUACUGGUACAUGGAGCAGGCAGCUGCUUGGGAGAGGCUUCCAUUGAACACAGGGGUGGGGCUGUGAGUGAGAGGGUAGGGCAUCCCUUUUUCUUUUCUUUUCUUUUGUUUCUGCUGCUUGCCCCACAGCAGGGAUUGCUCCAAGGUUGUCUUUUGGGGGCAGGGGAGAGCUCAGUGGAAAUGCAGAAACAUUACAAGUAUUGUUAUUGCCUCCUCAUACAGAGUUUUGAGAAGCUUGUAGAUGACGUUCAGCCUCAAACAUCACACUACUCUGGGCCAGAAUUGUUCAGCUACUACUCCGCAUCAAUGAGCCCACCAAAGCGAUGCCACGUGAUGCAACUCUCUCAAGCAGUUGCACAAACAGAAGUGAGGGAUGCUCCUUUGAUGUCGCCUAUUAGCUUGGGCUUAGAAGCAAGCUGCGUCCUGCAAUAUGCCGUUCAGCCACAAGGCUGCCAACACUUGACAUGGAAUCCUGGAGGGUCAGGGUUCAGCCCCAAAUUGACGAGCCACGCCGGGUUAUGGUAUGGAAUUACAGAUGACAAUUUAUAUAUAGAUUUUGUUGGUCCUUAGAAAAAUGAGCUAACAGUG
Molecule: messenger RNA, 2549 nt
Organism: Podarcis muralis (Common wall lizard)
Lineage: Eukaryota; Metazoa; Chordata; Lepidosauria; Squamata; Lacertidae
Source: RefSeq, a predicted model, not a curated record